Molecule: messenger RNA, 1830 nt
Organism: Psammomys obesus (fat sand rat)
Lineage: Eukaryota; Metazoa; Chordata; Mammalia; Rodentia; Muridae
Gene: Them4
Product: thioesterase superfamily member 4
Exons: 6
Coding region: 272-928 (218 amino acids)
Source: RefSeq, a predicted model, not a curated record
CGCCGCCUUCGUGGGUCGAGGAGGGAGAGAGGCCGAGCCAGGCUAAUCUAACACCUGCCCGGGCUGUAACGCGGUGCAGAUUCUUCAGCCUUGAGAUUAGAAUCGGGAGGAAACGGAAGGGAACGUGACUAAGGUUGAAAUAGGUCAGCAAGGAUGGGACCGCCACCUGAUAUAAUAAGAAAGGUUAAAUAAGUUCACCCAGAAAAUCGUGAAAGAAGCAGCUUUACAGAGCUGGAAAAGACCAAUUAUCCUCUCCAGGGAUCUAAUCCUGAUGGUCUCUAAUUCGUUACAGCCAAUUUGGGAAGAGAGGUUAUUUUCUUCUGAGAAAGCCAUUCAUAAGGACUAUGCUCUCCCUAACCCCAGCUGGAGUAAAGAUCUAAGACUCCUUUUUGACCAGUUCAUGAGGAAAUGUGAAGAUGGCUCCUGGAAACGUUUGCCUUCAUACAAACAAAACUCUUCUCAAGUCUUUCGAGAGUUCCAAACCCGUUUUGUUGACCCCAGUUUAAUGAAAGAAGAACAAAUGUCAAAGGCCCAACAGUUCACCAGAAGCUUUGAGGAGGGGCUGGGCUUUGAGUAUGUGAUGUUCUAUAGUAACGCUGAGAAGAGGAUAGUCUGCUUCUUUCAAGGAGGUCUGCACCUGCAAGGUGUACCUGGAUUUCUUCAUGGAGGUGCCAUUGCAACCAUCAUUGAUGUUACUGCUGGCAUGUGCGCGAUUGCGGAGGGAAUUGUCAUGACUGCCAACCUAAACAUCAGCUAUAAAAAACCCAUCCCCCUUUGUUCUGUUGUGGUGUUAAAUAGCCAGCUUGAUAAAGUUGAAGGAAGGAAAGUUUUCGUUUCCUGUACUGUUCAAAGUAUUGACGAAAGGACUGUGCACACAGAGGCAACAGCUUUAUUUAUAAAACUGGAUCCUGACAAACGUUUGGCAUAAAAGAACUUCUGGUAAAUUCUACACUGUUCUGCAUGAGGUUCUUCCUCCUCCAGAAGCAAUACCUAUCUCCACUCCUGUCACAGCUGCUGGAACCCCGGGAAAGCCUGCUCUCACAGACCCUUCAAAAUGGCCUCUGAAAUACGGCUGCAGGAACCCACUCUACACCUUCCAGACCACAAUCUUCUCUAUCUCCCUAGGACAAAUGUGUGGUUCUGACAUGUGAACAGACUAAAGCUAACAAACAGCCCUUGAUGUCCUACAGACUGCAGGAAAAAAAAAUGUGUACUGAAACUGUUACUGCAAACAUGGAAAUGCAAGAAAAUCUAGGCAGGGAUAAAUGCGUGUGGCAGUGUGUGUGCCGUGCAUACAUGUGUAAGUACAUACUGUGUGUUUCAAGCUGCACUGUGUCUGCACAGACAUCUCUCUGGCCAUGUUAGGGUAUACAGCUUGAUCCUGUGACAAUGGAUCUACACAUUAUUAACUGCUGUUCAUUUUUUCAACAGCCUGUGCUGUUGUCUUUAAAACAGUAGUUUGUCAUUGUCGGAAGUAGGCUCUGUUAGCUCUCUGGGGCUAUAAAAAAAAUUAAUAACUACAAACUAGAUGGUUUAGACCAACAAAAAUUUCACUAUAUCACAGUCCCAGAGGCCAGAAAUCAAAAAGUAUUAACAAAACCUCUUCUUCUUAAGGUUCUGGGAAGAAACUUUCACAUUUCUCUCCUGGCUUCUACCAAGGAAGCCUCCAGCUUUUCUUGGUUUUGAGACACAGCAUGAUUUCCCAUUGUAUUUCUAUAUCAUCUCUCUCUGUUAUCCGUGGAUCCAAAUUUCACUUUGUAAAUAUUUAUUUAUUUGUGUGUGUGUGCUCAAGAGCUAAAAUAAAUGGGGAGAUUAAUAUUCUAGAAAGCA